This is a messenger RNA of Lathyrus sativus (Indian pea), 429 nucleotides long. NCBI's taxonomy places the organism in Eukaryota, Viridiplantae, Streptophyta, Magnoliopsida, Fabales, Fabaceae. The record is from the annotation of a GenBank genome assembly.
AUGAAUUUUGUGAAGAAGUGUAAGAGGGUAUUGGGAAGCAGCAAGAGAUUGUGUGAUCCACAAGACAGUACUUGCAGUGGCUGCAGCUAUGGCAAAUUAUCAAAGAAGUGCCACAAAAAGCAAAAAGACAGUCAUAAGAAACCGCCAAAUGGUUGUCUUUGUGUCUAUGUUGGACCUGAGAGACAAAGAUUCAUAAUCAAGAUCAAAAUAUUCAAUCAUCCUUUGUUCAAAAUUCUUUUAGAGGAUGUUGAGAGUGAAUAUGGUUAUAGAAAUGAUGGUCCUUUGUGGCUUCCUUGUGAUGUUGACAUGUUCUGUGAAGCACUUGUGGAGAUAGAGGGUCACAAACAUAGCGCAGUUUCACAAUAUUCUCCAUUGUCUUGUCGUUCUAACUUGAGUUCAUGUGAUGAUAAUUACGAGGUUUUGGUAUGA